Messenger RNA from Chenopodium quinoa (quinoa), 1734 nucleotides. Its product is annotated as RPM1-interacting protein 4-like. Lineage: Eukaryota; Viridiplantae; Streptophyta; Magnoliopsida; Caryophyllales; Amaranthaceae. The transcript is spliced from 4 exons. The coding region runs from base 188 to 1297 and encodes 369 amino acids. The record is from RefSeq and is a predicted model, not a curated record.
ACUACUAUAAUAUAUAUAAAUCCUCCAUUUGCAUUUUCUUCAUACCCACCCUCCCACCAUUUUCUUCCUUAAUUACUCCAAUUAUUGUUCUUUCUUCACAAAUACUCCUUAAUUUUCUCUGAUUUUCAUUAUUCUUUCUCAUUAUCCUCUGUUUUCUUGGGUUUUCAUUCCAAAGUUUGCUGCUUUAAUGGCUCAGUCUAAAGUACCAAAAUUUGGUGCAUGGGAAGGUGGAGAAAACUACACAGUUUUCUUUGACAAUGCUCGAAAGAAGAAGAAUAAUGGUCAGAUAAUUAACCCGAAUGACCCUCAAGACAAUCCUGAUAUGUUUCCACAAAACGGAGGCCCAGCUUCUGCUCCUAAAGCAGAACCUAAAGGACAGCAAACUAAGGGCCCUGAAUUUGGUGCCUGGGAAAAUGGAGAAAAUGUUUCCUACACCGAGUAUUUUGAAACUAAACGAAAAUCCAAGAAUGGUGAGCCUACAGCAUCAGUUAAUGAGCCCCAGAUGAACCGAGACAUGCAUCCUCGUAAGGAUCCUCCUGCACAGGCUCGUCCUGCACCAUCUAAAUCAGAACCAAAACAAGAAUCAAGGGCAAAGGUGCCAGCGUUUGGUGCUUGGGAAGGUGGAGGUGAAGGUGGUUAUACCCAGAGCUUUGAAAACGUUAGGAAGAACAAUAGGAAUGGGCGUACUGUCACACCAGAACCUUCUUCUGAUGCACCUCGUGGUGUAAGUGAACCUCCAGCUAAAGAGGUCCGUUCUAAAGUGCCUCAUUUUGGUGAUUGGAAUGAGGGAGAAAAUGGUGCAUAUACCGCUUACUUUGAAAAUGCUCGGAAAAAUAAGACUGCAGGGCCUGUGCCAGACCCUGUGGAGCCCCAGCUCAACCGGGAUGUCAACAAUAGAGCUCGGCCUACUUCUGCUGCUGGGACUAAAAUUAAGGCAGAUGAUCAUCAGUUCAGAAAUGCAAGUCGAGGGUCCAAUUCUUCUAUGAAUGAAACUCCUCAGAGAAUUGGAAAACAAAAUCCUGGGGGUCAUUCACCUAUUCAUCAGAAAGGAGGCAGGCUUCAGCAAAAACCUCCAGCUGGCCGAGGAAAUCAAACUCCAGAUAGAGGGACAGCAAUUCCAGCAUGGGGUGUCUGGAACACUGAUCCUCAGCAAGCUGAGGGUUUUACGGGUGCUUUCACAAGGGCUAAAGAGGAGAGGAACACACCUCUCAACUCGAACAUUCCACAACGCCAUAACCAGCAACAUCAGAGAUCACCAGAGAGAAAGAAGGGAGGUUUGUUUAGUUGUUGUUUUUGAUAAAGAACGCUGUCUAGUUGUUAAUCCAAUUAUACGAUGAAGGCCUAAAGGCUUGGAUAGUCUUGGGUGGUAAUGACUCUUAUGAGCUACAAUUUGGCUUCUUCAUAUGUCAAAGAUCCAAAAAAGAGAGUUUUGAAGAACAGGAAUGAUUUUCUGACAAUGGGUGUUUAUACGUGUGCUUUUCUUUUUCUUUUUGGGAGGGGUAGGGGAUUCAAUGGUGUAAUUGAUAACUCUAGUCUAUGCUUUCGGGUUUGGGUUCAUUAGUUAUUCUUUUGAAGGAUCCCAUAUGAUUAAUAUUCUUUGAAGUUGUCGGUAUAUGUUUUGAAGUAGACUUUGAGCUUCCAUUUGUUAGUUGUAACAAUCUUAUUAUGCAUAAAUUUGAAGCAAACUUCUUGAGGCUCUUUCAUGGUCUAUGACUUUCAGACCUAUCCACUGAA